This is a messenger RNA of Oryza brachyantha (malo sina), 1732 nucleotides long. RefSeq names its product probable histone acetyltransferase type B catalytic subunit. The transcript has 10 exons. Gene Ontology annotation, molecular function: histone H4 acetyltransferase activity. The coding region runs from base 59 to 1471 and encodes 470 amino acids. Gene Ontology annotation, biological process: subtelomeric heterochromatin formation. The record is from RefSeq and is a predicted model, not a curated record. Lineage: Eukaryota; Viridiplantae; Streptophyta; Magnoliopsida; Poales; Poaceae. Gene Ontology annotation, cellular component: nucleus.
CCUAGCCCUUCGGCUACGACCCCGCCGUCUCCCUCCUCCUCUGGAUAGACCACCGGCCAUGGCGCUCAAGCAGAAGGGAACCGACGCCGCCGCCGCCGCCGACCCCAAGAAGCGCCGCCGCGUCGGCUUCUCCGGAAUUGAUGUUGGCGUUGAGGCAAAUGAGUGCAUGAAAGUGUUUAUCGCAAGAAACCCUGACGAGGUGGGAUCAGAAAACAGCAUUACUCUUCAACCAUUUGACCUAAAUCAUUUUUUUGGUGAAGAUGGCAAGAUAUAUGGCUACAAAAAUCUGAAGAUCAAUGUGUGGAUCAGUGCAACAUCGUUUCAUGCAUAUGCUGAUAUUUCAUUUGAGGAAACAUCUGAUGGAGGAAAAGGAAUCACAAAUCUUAAACCUGUUCUUCAGAACAUUUUUGGUGAAAACUUGGUAGAAAAAGAUGAAUUUUCGAAGACAUUUUCAAAGGAAUGUGAAUAUAUCAGCAGUGUGGUGACAGAUGGAAAUGUCAUUAAGCAUGAUGCUUCAACCGACAAAGAUUCAGCAGUUGAGAUUGUUCGAGUUGAACUCCAAGGUGCAGCUGCAUUCCUUUAUUGUCGUCUGGUGCCACUUAUUCUGCUUUUGGUUGAAGGUUCAACACCUAUAGAUAUAACUGAGCAUGGAUGGGAAAUGCUUCUGGUAGUAAAGAAGGCAGAGCAGGCGUCAUCCAACUCUAACUUUCUAGUGCUAGGGUUUGCAGCUGUUCAUCAUUUUUAUCAUUACCCUGAGAGCACUCGCCUGCGGAUCAGCCAGAUACUGGUCUUACCACCUUAUCAGGGUGAAGGCCAUGGUCUUCGUCUUCUUGAGACGAUCAAUUCUAUUGCCGAGUCCGAGAACAUAUACGACGUGACCAUUGAAGAUCCUUCUGAUUACCUGCAGUACAUACGUUCCUCCAUUGACUGCCUCCGUCUUCUCUCCUUCGAUCCAAUCAAGCCAGCGCUGAGUUCCAUGGUCACAUCUCUCAAGGAGACCAACCUUUCAAAAAGGACCAGCAGCUUGAAAAUGGUUCCACCUUCCAACCUGGCUGAGACGGUCCGGCAGAAGUUGAAGAUCAACAAGAAACAGUUCCUCCGGUGCUGGGAGAUUCUGAUCUACCUAAACCUCGACGCCGAAUACCGCAAGAGCAUGGACAACUUCAGGGCCUGCAUCUACGACCGCAUCAAAGGCGAAAUACUUGGCACUUCCACCGGCACCAACGGGAAGCGGCUCGUCCAAAUGCCGAGCAAUUUCGACGAGGAGACAUGCUUUGCUGUGUACUGGACACAGGAGGGAGGGGACGCAGAUGACCAGACGGUUGAGCAGCAGCCGGAGGAUCUGAAGACCCAGGAGCAGCAGCUGAACGAGGUGGUUGAUAGCCAAAUGGAGGAGAUCGUCGAGGUGGCCAAGAACGUUACCUCUCGCGGCAAGGACAAGCUGGGCGAUUCCUGCUCCGUAUCGUGCUAACUUGCAAGAACUGAUUGCUGCCGCAGCUCUCGCCUGAUGUCUCCUUGUAGCUCAGACUUCAGGGUAGAAACUAGAAGCUAGAAUACCUUGAGGGUGAAGAAUUAUGUUACGAGUACUUUUGAUGGAAAACUUAAAUUAUAUUGCUUAUUUUACAUUGUAACCAUGUUACCUUUGAAAUGUUGUUUUUCUGUUCAAUUUCUUAUGACUAGUAAAGACGCUUGUGCGUUGCAAUAGCCAACAUGAUCUUGGUAAUGUCAGGUC